AUGCAAUACCUACAAAUAUCCAACACUUCAUUGAAUCACAAUGUGAACCCAGCUCUCUCCGAGCUCUGCAACCCGAAAGACAAGAAAGUCCUACAAAUCAAGAAAGCCUUCAAUAACCCCUACAUCUUGUCCUCAUGGAUGCCAGAGAGAGACUGCUGUGACUGGUACUCUGUCACCUGUGACUCCACCACAAACCGCGUCAACUCCCUCACCCUCUUCUCCGGCGGACUCUCCGGUCAAAUCCCGCCCCAAGUCGGCGACUUGCCAUAUCUUGAAUUCCUUCAGUUCCACAAGCAACCCAAUCUCACUGGCCCAAUCCAACCCUCCAUUGCCAAGCUCAAGAGCCUCAAUGAACUGGACCUCAGCUGGACCAGCAUCUCCGGCUCUGUCCCUGACUUCCUCAGCCAACUGAAGAACCUCACCUUUCUUGACCUCUCAUUCAAUAACCUCACAGGCUCCAUCCCCAGCUCACUUUCUCAGCUUCCAAACCUCGACGUUCUUCAUCUAGACCGUAACAAGCUCACAGGUCCUAUUCCGAAGUCAUUCGGAGAAUUCCAUGGCAGUUUUUCAGCUCUCUAUCUCUCCCACAACCAGCUCUCAGGCAAGAUACCAACCUCAUUAGCCAAACUGGACUUCGGCACCAUAGACUUCUCCCGGAACAAGCUCGAAGGUGAUGCAUGCAUGCUCUUCGGAUUGAACAAGACAACCCAGAUUGUGGAUCUGUCGAGGAACUUGCUGGAAUUUGAUCUGUCAAAGGUGAAGUUUUCGAAGAGCUUGACUUCCUUGGAUCUCAACCAUAACAAGAUCACAGGCAGUAUUCCGGUGGGGCUGACCCAAAAUGAUUUGCAGUACCUGAACGUGAGCUACAACAGGUUGUGUGGUCAGAUUCCAGUGGGUGGGAAGUUGCAGAGCUUUGACUCCUUGACGUAUUUCCAUAACCGCUGCUUGUGCGGUGCUCCACUCCCAAGCUGCAAGUAAUUCCCCCGGCCUUGGAAGAUUAAAUUUGGCCAGCAAUUUCAUUACCACUUUGCAGUUAUAUACUUCUGUUUGAUAAAAUAAGGGCUUCAUGCAAUAAUCUAUACUAAUGCUAAACAGGCUACAGCUUUUUGUAACCAAGUAGUAAGGAAUUAAUAAGAUUUGUGUGCCAACAAAUCACUUGCUCAAAA
Messenger RNA from Prunus mume (Japanese apricot), 1166 nucleotides. Its product is annotated as polygalacturonase inhibitor. NCBI's taxonomy places the organism in Eukaryota, Viridiplantae, Streptophyta, Magnoliopsida, Rosales, Rosaceae. Gene Ontology annotation, molecular function: protein binding. The record is from RefSeq and is a predicted model, not a curated record.